This is a messenger RNA of Propithecus coquereli (Coquerel's sifaka), 1248 nucleotides long. RefSeq names its product olfactory receptor 10W1. The coding region runs from base 205 to 1248 and encodes 347 amino acids. Gene Ontology annotation, biological process: G protein-coupled receptor signaling pathway. The transcript has a single exon. Gene Ontology annotation, molecular function: G protein-coupled receptor activity; olfactory receptor activity. The record is from RefSeq and is a predicted model, not a curated record. NCBI's taxonomy places the organism in Eukaryota, Metazoa, Chordata, Mammalia, Primates, Indriidae. Gene Ontology annotation, cellular component: membrane.
UUCCACCCACUUGCUCUGCCACUUUUCCUUAACAGUCUCUUACAUAAUCUGGCCCAACUCUUGGCAGUUAGAAUUUGAGGUGUAGAUAUUUCUGCAGAGAAACUUGGUAAAGUGGAGGGGAAAAAAAAAAAGAACUAGUCUUAUCCUUCUUGUCUCUAACUCCAGCCCUGAUUAGACUAGAUUCAUGGCUCAGAGCGUAAACUAAUGUAUCCUCCAUCUCAUUCUUCCUUCUGUCCUUGUGACUUUCCACAGAGAAAAGCUGUUAGCGCAAUGGCCUGGGAAAAUCACUCUGUGUUGAUGGAAUUUGUGCUCCUGGCUUACCCCUCCUGCCCUGAGCUGCGUGUCCUAUCCUUCCUUGCUGUCAGCCUGCUUUAUAUGCUUAUCCUCACCGGGAAUGUCCUUAUUGUAGCGUCCAUUCACACAGAAGCCCGUCUGCACACACCCAUGUACUAUUUCCUGGGAAGCCUGGCAGGGGUAGAAGUAUGCUACACUGCUGUGGUGGUGCCCCACAUCCUGGCCAGCAUCCUACAGUCAGAGAAGACCAUCUCCCUCCUGGGCUGUGCCACUCAGAUGGUGUUCUUCAUCGGACUUGGCAGUGCUGACUGCUUCCUCUUGGCCACCAUGGCCUAUGACCGGUAUGUUGCCAUUUGCCAUCCCUUGCAGUACCCUGUUAUCAUGACAUUGACUCUUUGUGUCAGCUUGAUUGUGGCCUCUGUGGUCAUUGGUUUGUUCCUGUCCUUACAACUGGUGGCCUUCAUCUUCUCUCUGCCAUUCUGCCCGGCUCGGGGUAUCAAGCACUUCUUUUGUGAUGUGCCCCCAGUCAUGCAUCUUGUUUGUGCCCACAGCCACAUCCAUGAGCACUCAGUGCUGGUGGCAGCCACUCUAGCCAUUACUGUGCCUUUCUUCCUCAUCGCUACCUCCUACGCCUUCAUAGUGGCCGCCGUGCUCAAGAUCCACUCGGCAACUGGUCGCCGCCGAGCCUUCUCCACCUGCUCCUCCCACCUCACCGUGGUGCUGCUGCAGUACGGCUGCUGCGCCUUCGUGUACCUGCGCCCCAACUCCAGCUACUACCCCAAGCAAGAUCAGUUCAUCUCACUGGUGUACACAUUAGGAACCCCACUGCUCAACUCACUCAUCUACACCCUGAGGAACAGUGAGAUGAAAGGGGCCAUAGGGAGAGUUCUAACCCGGAAUUGCCUCUCCCAGAACAGCCAGGAUAGGGGAGGGUGCAAUCUAUCAGCCAUGUGA